AUGGUUUCAAUUAGAUCAAAUUUACAAAAGGCUUUAUUUCAGGAAGACGGAGAAAGAUUAUUGGCUGUUGCAAAUGUUAAAAAAACUUUGAAAAAGGGAAGGGAAUUGUAUUUGUGUUUAGUUGUUACAACAACACAACCCGUUUCUGCACGCAUUUGGCUGGUUAAAUCAGAAAAGGAAAAUUCUUUUUCAAAAAAGGAACAUUAUGCUCUUAGAGACAUUCGAUCUGUCGAUGGAAUAAAUCCUAGAAAGCCUCUUCCAGACUUUAAUUUGACUAUUAAAGGACAAUUAUAUCAACUAUAUUCAAAUACUGCAGAAGAAAAAGAGUUUUUUAUCAGACAAUUAUUUAAGUUUUCAAAUGCCAAUUUGCCCAUUCAAAAACCAGAAUUUGUUAACGUUUCUUUACCUGUUGAUACUUUACCUUCAAAAAAUGGAAGCGUUAAUGAAGAAAAUUUUGAUGGGGACUCAAAAACUGCUGCUGAAUUGGAUACAAAUUAUCAGCCAAUUUCAUUAAAAGAAGAAAACGAUUUUCGUCAUUUACUCGAAAAAGCCAACUUACAAAUAGGCCAAGCUAGACAAUUUUCGACUUCUUUAAAUGACCAACUUUCCCAACUUGACAGUGCAAAUUUAUCGAGCAUUAUGGAAAAUGAACAGAAUGUUGCUGAACUUAUUGGACUUAUUGAUACAGCUAUUGAAUUGGCAGAAUGUGUAGAAAAACAAUUGGAUGAAUAUGACACGUUGUUAUCGUUUGUUAGAGACAGUGUAGAAUUAAUUGAAGAAAAGGACAGUCUUCGACAUAUUGAACAACAAAAUAAUAAAAAAUUGGCUACUGAACUAGAAGAUUUCGUUUAUCAAUUAGAAAUGGUACAAGAUCAACAUAUUGAAGCUUUAAAAAAUGCAAAUCUUUCAGAUCCUAUAAGUAUAAAUUUGUGUUGCCGUGCUGCUAGAAUUAUUGAUCAUUUUAUAUCAAAAAAGUCUGAAUUAAAUUCAAUGCAAGCUUAUCAUUCUAGAAUUGAAAUGCUAAACAAAAUUACAUCAGAAUUUGUUGACAGAUUUUAUGCACAUAUCAGUACAAUUUUUGGAAAUAUGGAUUCAAUGUUAGAAAAUCAACAUAUUGGUGAAAUAAUAAUGCAAAAACAUUCACAAAGGCAUAGAGCACUUUUACCCUUCUCAGAUUUAAUUUCUUGGUUAAAACAAACACGCCCAAAUAUUUAUAAAAAUGUUUUGGAUCGUUAUAAUAUUGAAGCACAAAAAUUAUAUAAAAAAGAAUUUGAUAGAUUUUUUUCUGAAUUGGCAACAAGAGAAGCUUCUUCCUUAACAAAUAAUAAUUGGAAAAAUUCUUCUAAUAAUUUAAUUAAUGAACAGAAUAUUGAAGUUUAUACAAAUUUAAUAGAAACUGCUGUAGCUGAAUGCCGUGUUGUUGUAGAAAGUGAACAAAAAUUUUGUAUUCGUUUUUUUCAUUUAAAUACGGAUGUAAUAUCUCAAUUGGACAGUGAACUUAAUAAUAAAAAUGAUAAAAUUUGCAAUUGGAAGAAUAUUUGA
Messenger RNA from Meloidogyne enterolobii, 1542 nucleotides. NCBI's taxonomy places the organism in Eukaryota, Metazoa, Nematoda, Chromadorea, Rhabditida, Meloidogynidae. The record is from the annotation of a GenBank genome assembly.